GGCGGAGUGGUUUGAUGCAAACACAGAACAAAGAGAAAGUUAGGAGAGAAAGCGAAAGAAAGCGAAAGUGGAAGAUGGUGAGGAUUCAAAUGAAGAAACAUAGGGAGACAGAGACGGUGGCCUUCAACUCCGCAUCAAGUCAAACUUAAGCCAAUCACCUCACCCUUCUGGAUUUUUCUGCGGUUGUCAGUUUCAUAGGGAUCCGUGAAUCGGAUGAUAUUUCCGAUCCUCGGCGAUCGGAGAUGCUGCUCUGUGGAGGUCGCGGUGGUUGUUGGUGGUGGUGAUGGUGGAGGAGGAGGAGGGGAGGAGGAGAGGAGGAGGAGGACUGGUGUAGUGGUGGAGGAGGAGGACAAUGAAGAAGGGAAAGGGAAGGAACAAUGGCUUGUUGCCGAAUUCGUUGAGGAUAAUUUCGUCUUGCCUCAAGACUGUGUCCGCGAAUGCUAGCAACGUCGCUUCCACUGUUCGUUCUGCCGGCGCGUCUGUCGCUGCUUCCAUCUCCACUUCUGAAGAUCACAAAGACCAGGUAACAUGGGCUGGCUUUGACCGCUUGGAGCUUGGUCCAUCCGUCUUCAAAAAUGUUCUUUUGCUUGGCUAUCAGAAUGGAUUUCAAGUCCUUGAUGUGGAUGAUGCCUCUAAUUUUUCUGAAUUGGUUUCAAAGCGUGAUGGCCCAGUUUCAUUCUUACAGUUUCAGCCAUUUCCUCAGGAUUCUAAUGGUCAGGAGGGAUAUAAAACAUCGUUCCCUAUGCUCUUGGUUGUAUCUGGUGAUGAUACCAAUACUCCAGUCUUUAGUCCAAAUCCUGGUAAUCUUGGUGCAUUAGCCCGAGAUGGGCGUACAGAGUCACAUUCAGGAAACUCUAUCAAUUCUCCUACAGCAGUCAGGUUUUAUUCCUUAAGGUCACAUUGCUAUGUGCAUGUUCUGAGGUUCCGAUCAUCUGUGUGCAUGGUUAGAUGCAGUUCGCGCAUUAUAGCAGUGGGUCUUUCUACACAAAUAUACUGCUUUGAUGCUCUUACACUUGAGAAUAAGUUCAGUGUUCUCACCUAUCCUGUUCCCCAGUUAGCAGGACACGGUGGGGUGGGUGUUAAUGUCGGCUAUGGUCCAAUGGCUGUAGGUCCAAGGUGGCUAGCUUAUGCUUCCAAUAGUCCUUUUGUGUCUAACACAGGUCGCUUAAGCCCACAAAACCUCACCCUUUCACCUGGUGUUAGUCCAUCAACAUCACCAGGUGGCAGUAGUUUGGUUGCUCGGUAUGCCAUGGAAUCUAGUAAGCAGUUGGCAGCUGGAUUGCUCAACCUGGGGGACAUGGGAUAUAAGACUUUAUCCAAGUGCUGUCAAGAGCUGCUUCCUGAUGGGUCUAAUUCACCAGUAUCACCAAAUUCAGUUUGGAAAGUUGGUAGGCCAGCAGGAACGGAUAUGGACAAUGCAGGAAUGGUUGUCAUAAAGGAUUUUGUUUCCCGGGCUGUUAUAUCGCAAUUUAAAGCUCAUUCAAGUGCAAUAUCUGCAUUGUGUUUUGACCCUAGCGGAACCCUUCUUGUUACUGCUUCCAUUUAUGGCAAUAACAUCAAUAUCUUCCGGAUUAUGCCAUCUUGCAAGCGCACUGGAUCUGGUGUUCAGAACUAUGACUGGACUUCAUCUCAUGUGCAUCUUUACAAGCUACAUCGAGGAAUAACUUCAGCUAUGAUCCAAGACAUUUGCUUUAGUAAUUAUAGUCAGUGGGUUGCCAUUGUUUCCUCCAAGGGGACUUGCCAUAUUUUUAUUCUAUCCCCAUUUGGCGGUGAUGCUGGGUUUCAAACAUUUAAUAAUUCUGAUGGAGAAGAGCCUUCUCUAUUUCCAGUUUUAACUCUACCAUGGUGGUCUACUUCAUCUUGUGUCAUUAAUCAGCAAUCUUUUGCACCUCCACCACCUGUUACCCUUUCUGUGGUCAGCAGGAUCAAGUACAGUAGUUUUGGAUGGCUCAACACAGUAAGCAGCACUGCUGGUUCUGCAACGGGAAAGGUUUUUGUCCCUUCUGGUGCUGUUGCUUCUGUUUUUCAUAAUUCUAUUUCACAGAGUCUUGAGCACGCUAGCUCAAGAACAAACUCCUUGGAGCAUCUGCUUGUUUUUACUCCAUCAGGUCACGUUGUUCAACAUGAACUCCUUCCAUCUAUUGGUGUAGAGCCAGGAGAUAAUGGUUCAAGAACUCGGUCUGCUUCAUUUGUACAUGUUCAAGAAGAUGACUUAAGGGUUAAAGUUGAACCUGUCCAAUGGUGGGAUGUGUGUAGAAGGUCUGACUGGCCAGAAAGAGAGGAAUGUAUUUCUCAGACAAAGUCUGGGAGACAAGAUGCUGCCGGAGUAAUUCAAAAUACAUCCGGUUGUGAGGAUACUUUGGGAAUGGAUUUUCUGGAAAUUAAUCAUGGUGUGGGUGGACAGAGGACUUCAAAAAUGUUUUCUGUGAAGUCCCAUGAGAGAUCUCACUGGUAUCUGUCUAAUGCAGAGGUGCAAGUGAACUCUGGGAGGUUACCAAUAUGGCUGAAGUCAAAGAUUUCUUUCUACAUGAUGAACUCUCCAAGAGUUGAUAUUCUAGCUAAAGGAGAGUUUGAAAUUGAAAAGAUCCCUGUCCAUGAAGUUGAAAUCAGACACAAGGAAUUAUUGCCUGUUUUUGACCAUUUCCACAGUAUCAAAUCUAGUUGGAAUGACAGAUGUUUCUCUGUGGUAAAACAUCCUCAUUCUCUGGAGUCUCAUCAAGGUGAAUACAAGGCCACACAGGAGACUAUUACUUGUCACUCAAAACCAGCUUCGCUUAGCUCCACUGAAAGUUCUGAAGGAGGUUCAUCAAGGAGAAUGGAUAAUUUUCUUGAUUGGGAUCAGAUGAAUUAUGAGAAGUCUUAUCAACCAAUUUGUCAGAUUCUGAAUGAAAUUUCCUUGGUAAAAAAUGGGAGCAACUUUGUUGAGCCCUCCUUUAUGAAUCAAGAAUCCUUAAUUGUUAAAUCCUCUCAGUUUCAACUUUCUGAGAAUAUAAAUUCUAAUGCUGGGGAAUCCAUUAGAAAUGGUUUGCAAUCUCUGGAGAGCAAGUCACCUCCUCUAGGAGGCAUGGCUGAAGGAGCACUGUCCUCUGAUGUUGAUGAUCUUCAAAUGUUGAGCACUAACCAUUUUGAUUCAGAUAGGAACACUACAGUGGAGGCUUCAGCAGCACAGAAUUUGGUUGAUUUUGGGCUUUUGCGGGAGGAGCACUAUGAAGUAGUGUGUGAGAAUGAAUGCAGCAAGUUGGCUGAAGUUGUAAACGAUGAUGUUGAGAGCAGCUGUAGCCCCUCUGAGAGGGAAAAACUAGAGGAGGAUGGAGAAACUGAUGAAAUGCUUGGUGGAAUAUUUGCCUUUUCUGAAGAAGGUUGAUCGGUGAAAGGAGCCAGAUUCAUGAUGUGCAUUAAUAAUGUCGUGAAAAUCUCGGUUCAAAGUCAUAACAAGUAGCAAUUCUAUCUCUGAUUAUAUUGAAGUGUAUUGCAGAUUGUGAAUAAAAGGGCGUUUGCAAGACUGUAAUUAUGGUUCGAUUGUUGUUGCAGGUCUGUGCAGCAGCCAUCUUCUCUUGUACAUUUUGUAUAUAUAUCCGAAAUGUGAAAGGAUUAACAAGUUAUGGUAGAAACUAGGUUUGGUUUUUGUUCCCUAUCUUCUAUCAAGCUGUCCUAUGUACAGAUUUGUGUUUAAAAACUCCCAUCUUUUCUGCUGAGAAGAGGGAAUAUAAGAAAUGAAAAAGCAGGUA
Molecule: messenger RNA, 3728 nt
Organism: Rubroshorea leprosula
Lineage: Eukaryota; Viridiplantae; Streptophyta; Magnoliopsida; Malvales; Dipterocarpaceae
Source: the annotation of a GenBank genome assembly